Molecule: messenger RNA, 2046 nt
Organism: Zygosaccharomyces rouxii
Lineage: Eukaryota; Fungi; Ascomycota; Saccharomycetes; Saccharomycetales; Saccharomycetaceae
Gene: SHC1
Product: Shc1p
Exons: 1
Coding region: 1-2046 (681 amino acids)
Molecular function (GO): protein binding
Source: RefSeq, a predicted model, not a curated record
AUGAGUUCUGCUGCCGCUGCUGCUUCUGCUUCUGCCACUCAAGCCCCUACUGGAGCGGGAGCAAUGCAUCCAUACAAGAGACAUUUCCUCAAAUCUCAAAGUUAUGUGUUUGAAGAUCUGAAGGACACACCAUCCGCUACAAAUUCGAAUGAUGAUUUUUUGAGUGCUAAGCAUUCACCAUCACCGGUACUAGAAGCUUCAGAUCCACCCGCUGCAAAAUCACCAUCUCCACCUUCACCGCAGUUCCAAUCAUAUGACAAUACAAAAUGGUUACAGACGGUAGGACCACCACCCAGGCCAACUAAUACUAGACAGCCUUCAUCUCUAUCACUUGGCUCAUCUGAUGAAAUUCAAGGGUUUAUCUCAAGUCCUUCAGAUAGUUCGAGUCAAUUUCACGGUAGCGCUGGUGGCACUGGUGCUGGUGGAUUUCACAAGAAUAAAUCUCUGUCCGUGGACCUUUCUCAUCUUUAUAUGGUUAAUGGUAGCCUUGAUACCCAACUGACAUCAACGAACGAGUCUGCUGCUGAUAUGUCACAUCAACUGGUGAGUCGUUACUUGGGUCCUGGAAGUAAUGCUUCAUUAGUAUCACGUUUAAAGACCAUUGAAAUGUACAGACAAAAUGUUAAGAAGUCGAAAGAUGCUACCGUUCUGUUUAAUUAUGCGCAAUACAUGUUACAAACUGCGCUAACUAUGGAAUCUUCAAACACUUUGGUGGGAAGUAAUAGUGAUGGUGAAAGUAUGACGCAAGCUCAAUUAAAGAAAAAAUUUCUAAAGGAGGGCCAACACUAUUUGAAAAAACUAAGUGCCAAAGGUUAUUCAGAUGCUCAGUAUUUGCUAGGUGAUGCUUAUGCUUCAGGUGCAUUUGGUAAAGUGGAAAAUAGAGAGGCAUUCACAUUAUUUCAAGCGGCUGCCAAACAUGGUCAUGUAGAGAGUGCUUAUAGAACGGCGCAUUGUUUUGAAGAGGGUUUAGGUACUACAAGAGAUGCCAGAAAGGCAUUAGAUUUUCUUAAAUUUUCUGCAAGUAGAAACCAUCCAUCUGCAAUGUACAAAUUGGGACUUUAUUCUUUUUACGGUCGUAUGGGCUUGGGAACUGAUGUUAAUACAAAGCAAAAUGGUAUUAAAUGGUUAUCUCGUGCCUCUGCUAGAGCUAAUGAUUUAACUUGCGCCGCACCCUAUGAAUUGGCCAAAAUUUAUCAGAAGGGAUUUCUGGAUAUCGUUAUUCCCGAUGAGAAAUAUUCCAUGGAAUUAUACAUUCAAGCAGCAUCUCUUGGCCAUGUGCCUUCGUCUACUUUACUGGGUCAAAUUUAUGAAACUGGUAAUGAAGUGGUACCACAAGAUACAAGCCUUUCAAUUCAUUACUAUACACAAGCUGCUCUAAGAGGUGAUCCAGUAGCAAUGCUUGCUCUAUGUGCUUGGUAUUUAUUAGGUGCUGAGCCAGCGUUUGAAAAAGAUGAAAAUGAAGCUUUCCAAUGGGCAUUGAAAGCUGCAACAGCAGGAUAUCCAAAAGCACAGUUUACUUUAGGGUAUUUUUAUGAAAAGGGUAAAGGUUGUGAACCUAAUGAAGCAUAUGCAUUGAAAUGGUAUGAAAAAGCUGCACAAAAUAAGGAUAAUCGUGCUAUAAGUAAAUUAAAAUCAAUGGGUCAAGAGGAUAGAUUAACUGUUAACAAAAAGAAAAAUCAUAGAAAAUCAAGAAGUAUUAACACUAUUGGUCUGUUUAAAAAUUUGGAUAGUGAUAAUGGAUCUACUUAUUCCAUGAGAAAUUCUUCCAGUCCAGGCUUAUUUACUAAUAGUACUUCUCAACGAGAAUUAUCAAAUAGUGGUGAAAGUGGAUUUAAAGUGUUAAGUGAUCCACCUACUUCGACAGCUGGGGUGGGUGCUCAUAGAAAUACGCAGAGCGUACCUUCACAACCAUCUUCAUCCCAAGGUAAAAAGUCUGAGAUAAAUAGGUUUCAAACUCAACCUGCCGCCCUAUCUUUACCGAAGGCUAAUAACACACCUGCGGAUAAUGAUAAGGAUAGAAAGAAAAAAGACUGCAUUGUAAUGUAA